AACGCUAUUGAUGUGAGACAACAUUGAAUGCAAUGAUUGACACAUUGAUUGACAUUUGACUGUAUAUUCAAAUGUGAUUACAAAGAGUCAGAAGUCAAGUGAAGAGUCAUAUGAUAUGUGUUUCAAGUGUUGAUCCGUGUCUUCAAUGGUUAUCAAUGGCAACAAUGUAUUACACGAAGACAUAUAUGAAAGGAUAUUUGGUUCGUCAGUAUUAUCUGUCGGCCAAAGAGUCGGAUGUAACGCUAAAAGUCGGUCGACAGGCGCUGAGUGGCCACAAGUUUGUGUUGGCCAACAAAUCCAUUAUUUUCAAGACCAUGUUCUUCGGCAACUUCAAAGAGGCCAUGGAGUCGGAGAUACAGAUAUCCGAGGAUUACGAUUUGGAUGCAUUUAAACUGGUCCUCAAGUAUUGCUACUUUGAAGAGUUGACAUCAAAGGAUUGGCCAUUAGAACCGUUACCGAUGGCUAUCAAAGUGUUUCAAUUGGCGCACUUCUAUCGGAUCAAACACUUGUGUUUUAUUGCCGAACGAAAGAUAAUUAAUUUGAUAUCUGUGGACAACUUGAUUGAUAUAUUUGAUUUCGGACGACAAUAUCGUCGCAAAAGAGUGAUAGUCUUAUUGAGAAAGUUUAUUAAGACUCACUUCAACGACAUUAUCACUUCCAAUAUGUUUCUAAGUCUGACAUCUGAGACUUUCGUUAGAUAUUUGAUUAAAUUAAUGAAAUGUGAUAAUCAAUUGACACUAAUUAAAGCAUUAAAGAUUGUCGCCGACAAAAACAAUUGGAAAUUAAUUAAAUUUGUCGAUUGUAUUGAUUUAAACAAGUUAUCGGUGGAUGAGUUGAAAUAUUUGGCCGACAAAGACUCAGAUACUUAUAUAGAUCUCUCACUUAAAAAGUUAAGCCAAAUGAGUGAUCGCAUCCAACAACUUGAAAAUCAAAACCAAAGAGUCAAUCAAAGAGAAUCACUUAUCACUGGUUAUCAUCACUUGAGGACAAUGGGGUCUCAUUCGGACAGUUGGGAUGACUGGGGUUUGGAGUAAUGGUUUGUUAUGAUUAAAGUUAACAUAUAUCGGGAAAUUCACAUUUAAAAAAAUAAUAUACCGUUGCAUUACUGAAUUUACUAAAAACAC
Molecule: messenger RNA, 1124 nt
Organism: Oppia nitens
Lineage: Eukaryota; Metazoa; Arthropoda; Arachnida; Sarcoptiformes; Oppiidae
Product: kelch-like protein 8
Exons: 2
Coding region: 111-1034 (307 amino acids)
Biological process (GO): regulation of proteolysis; proteasome-mediated ubiquitin-dependent protein catabolic process
Cellular component (GO): cytoplasm
Molecular function (GO): ubiquitin protein ligase binding
Source: RefSeq, a predicted model, not a curated record